Messenger RNA from Linum trigynum, 5061 nucleotides. The record is from the annotation of a GenBank genome assembly. Lineage: Eukaryota; Viridiplantae; Streptophyta; Magnoliopsida; Malpighiales; Linaceae.
AUGGCGCCCAAGUCCGGAAGGGGCAGCCACAAGUCGCACCAUCACAAGUCCAAAGCUGCAGCGGCUGCUGACAAGAAAAAGAAGGAUCACUAUCGCAAAGUGGUGGUGCCUAGUCUUGUUGAUAUUACCGUCAUCACUCCCUAUGAUUCCCGUCUUGUUCUCAAGGGCAUCUCCACGGAUAGGAUACUGGACGUGAAACGGCUAUUGGGUCAGAAUGUGGAAACCUGCCACCUCACCAACUAUUCUCUCUCACAUCAGGUGAAGGGAGGGAGGCUAAGUGACAAAGUGGAGAUUACUGCUUUGAAGCCCUGCGUUUUGAAGAUCGUUGAAGAGGACUAUGCGUCGGAAUCGCAGUCCGUCGCACACGUCCGGAGGCUCCUUGAUAUUCUGGCCUGCACCACCGCGUUCGCCAAGCCCCGACGGUCCUCACCGCCGGAAUCCAAAUCCACAAGGAGCAACGCAGGCAGCAACAAUGGAGGACAAACAGCAUCCACAACGCCGGAGGCGCGGUCGUCGGCCAACUUGGAGGGCUUGGACAUGGUGGCGAUCCACCCGACGCCAAAGCUGUCGGCAUUUUACGACUUCUUCUCCUUCUCUCACCUGGCUUCUCCAAUUCUCAAUUUGAAGAGAUGUAGUGAUGGAAAAGAAUCAAGACGCGAAGGCGAUCAUUUUGAGAUGCAGAUUAAGAUAUGCAAUGGAAAGCAGCUGCAUGUGGUUGCAUCAGUAAAAGGGUUUUAUGUGGCUGGGAAGCAGUUCUCCCAAAGUCACUCCUUGGUGGAUCUUCUGCAAAAUCUCAGCCAAGCUUUUGCAAAUGCGUAUGAUUCCCUCAUGGAAGCUUUUGUGGAUCGCAAUAAGUUUGGAAACCUCCCAUAUGGUUUUCGUGCAAAUACCUGGCUGGUUCCUCCUUCUGUUGUCGAGUCUCCUUCAAAGUUUGCACCCCUGCCUGCAGAGGAUGAUUCUUGGGGUGGCAGUGGUGGAGGUUUAGGACAAAAUGACAUGCACGACCUUCGACCAUGGGCCACAGAGUUUGCAAUACUUGCUAGACUUCCUUGCAAGACUGAAGAAGAGAGAUUAGUACGGGACAGGAAGGCCUUUUUGCUUCACAACCUGUUUGUUGAUGUCUCAAUUCGUAAGGCGACUAGAGCAAUACAUCAGACCAUUGAUUCUAAUAUACGUGCAAAAGACAGAGUCCUCCUUGAGGAACGUGUUGGAGACUUGUUGGUUGUUGUUAUUAAUGAUGAUACAGAUGAGAGCUUGAAGUCCAGUCUGAAAGUCAAUGUUGAUCGGUUGUCUAAUACCUCUGCCAAAGAAGUAGACCAGAAGAACUUGCUGAAAGGCCUUACUGCAGAUGAGAGUGUUAUCAUUAAUGAUACUUCGUCAUUAGGGGUUGUGACUGUAAGACAGUGUGGAUACACUGCAACAGUUAGAGUUGUUGGUGAUGUGGACAAGACUACAUCUGCCCAAGACAUUGAAAUUGAUGAUCAACUGGAUGGUGGAGCCAAUGCUCUAAACACUAACAGCUUGAGGAUUCUGCUUCACCGGUGUGUCAGUUCUGAAUCACAAGGAUUGCCAACACCUAAGUCUGGUCCUGACAAUGCAGAAGAAUUGACGUGCCUUACCCAGAAAAUUUUAAAUGAGAAUUUAACUAAGAUAGAGGAAGAACCAGUUGUAUCUGAGAGGUCAAUCAGAUGGGAACUAGGAUCAUGUUGGUUGCAGCAUCUGCAAAAGCGAGAAGCAGCGACCGAGCCCAAUUCUAGUAGUUCCGAGGAAAGUGAUCAGAUUGAGCAUGCAGUGAAAGGUCUAGGAAAGGAGUUCAAAUUUUUGAAGAUGAGAGAUGAGAAACCUGCUGAAAGUGUCACGGAUGAGACGAAAAAGGCUGAAAGUGACCUGUACAGCAAAAGUGAAGGAACUGACCUAUGCAGCCAAAGUAAUCACGAGAACACUGGUGAUGAAUUGAAGAAAGUGCUGUCUGUUGAUUCCUUCUUGCGUCUGGAAGAAACCAAAACUGGGCUUCAUUUAAAGUCUCUGGAUGAGCUUGUUCAAAUGGCAUACAACUACCAUGAUGAAAUUGCUUUGCCCAAGUUGGUCGCAGACUUUGGCUUAUUAGAGCUUUCUCCUGUCGAUGGCCGCACACUCACCGACUUUAUGCAUUUGAGAGGACUACAGAUACGCUUUUUGGGUCGGGUGGCGAAACUUGCAGAGAAGCUUCCACACAUACAAUCUCUUUGUAUUCAUGAGAUGGUCACUCGAGCUUUCAAGCAUGUACUUAGAGCAGUUAUUGCAUCGGUUAAUGAUGUAUCAGACUUACCAUCAGCAAUAGCAUCAUCUUUGAAUUUCCUAUUUGGAAUUUGUCAAGGAGAUAAAAAUGAUACCCUCAAAGAUGAUCAUGCUCUGAAAUUGCGAUGGUUGAGGACAUAUAUCAAUAAACGGUUCGGGUGGACUCUAGAAGAUGAGCACCAGCACUUGAGAAAAUUAUCCCUUCUCCGUGGCCUGUGCCACAAGGUUGGGCUGGAGAUGGUUCCAAGGGACUAUGACAUGAACUCCCCCUGUCCCUUCAGGAGUUCUGAUAUUAUAAGCCUGAUCCCUGUUUGUAAGCAUGUAGGAUGCUCUUCAGCUGAUGGGAGGAAUUUGCUGGAAUCAUCUAAAGUUGCUCUUGACAAAGGAAAGCUAGAGGAUGCUGUUGACUGUGGUACAAAGGCACUGGUAAAGAUGAUAGCAGUUUGUGGUCCAUAUCAUCGAAUAACUGCAAGUGCUUACAGUCUGCUAGCUGUCGUUCUGUACCACACGGGUGACUUUAAUCAGGCAACUAUAUAUCAACAGAAGGCUCUGGAUAUAAAUGAGAGAGAGCUUGGGCUAGACCAUCCAGAUACAAUGAAAAGUUACGGGGAUCUCUCUGUGUUUUAUUAUCGUCAACAGCACAUUGAGUUGGCUAUGAAAUAUGUCAACCGUGCUCUAUUCCUUCUUCAUUUUACCUGCGGGCUGUCUCACCCUAAUACUGCCGCAACAUACAUCAAUGUGGCCAUGAUGGAAGAGGGCAUGGGAAAUGUUCAUGUUGCUCUCAGAUAUUUGCAUGAAGCCUUAAAGUGCAACCAAAGAUUAUUAGGCGCGGAUCAUAUACAGACAGCUGCAAGCUACCAUGCCAUAGCCAUAGCUCUGUCAUUGAUGGAAGCAUAUUCCUUGAGUGUUCAACACGAGCAAACCACACUUAAGAUACUACAAGAGAAACUUGGACCAGAUGAUCUUCGGACACAGGAUGCUGCUGCAUGGCUCGACUAUUUUGAAUCAAGAGCUCUAGAACAGCAAGAAGCAGCGCGAAAUGGAACUCCAAAGCCAGAUGCAUCCAUAGCAAGCAAAGGUCACCUUAGUGUGUCAGAUCUCUUGGAUUACAUUAAUCCUGACCAGGAUUCUAGGGGAAGUGACACACAGAGGAAACACCGUCGGGCAAAGGUAGUCCAACAAGCUCAUCAAGAUCUAGUAGUUGAAGGUGCCGCAUUCCAUGACGUUUCUGCCAACACAAUACCUUACUGCGAUGUAGCUAACGAGGACAUGAUUAAGCAGAAGGGGAAUGGAGAAAAUACCUCGAUAAACAGGCUUAGGAUGAUUCCAACUACAGCUCGUCAAGAAGCUUCAGAUGAAGGAUCAGUAGGAGAAACCCAAAACAGGGUUUCAGGGGAAACUGGCCGAAGAUCUGGUAAUCAUAUGGGUACAAGAGAAAGUGAUCUAGCUUUUGCAUCUGAACCUAUACUUGCUAGAGAAGAGGUUGAAGAAACUUCUUCUGAUGAGGGGUGGCAAGAAGCCCAUCCAAAAGGGAGGUUGUUUCGUGCUGCUAGCAUCAAGUCUGGUCGCAGAAGACCAGCUCCCACAAAGCUAAACAGAAAGGAUUCUCAUCGUUCAAGUUUCAUAAACCGAACAGCAUAUACAAAGGACGCUACUUCGCUCAAGAAACCCAAUAUUCAACAUAGUUUCAGGGAACAGUCAAUCAAACACCAGGCAAAGUCUCCUGAAUCGAAAUCUUCAUCUGCUCAAUUAAAUUUCGCUGCUGUGGUGAAUAGGUCACUGUCUUACAAGGAAGUAGCUAUUGCUCUGCCGGGAACUGUUCUGAAACCGUUUGUGGACAACACUGUGGACGAUCAAAAUGAUGAAACACCUGAGAAGAAACAGACAUGCUACGAGCAGUCACCUUUACAAGAUGCAACUGACAAUAGCAAGGCAGACAGAGUAGAUGAGAGCAUGACUCAGACAGAUGAAUCAGUUGGUAAAGUUGCAGAGGAGAGUGCUUCCUUUGACCAGAAUAAAUGCACAGAAAAUGCGAGUAAACUUUCAGCUGCAGCUGAGCCAUAUAAUCCAGCUCCCAUCACUGCCAUUUGUGACAUUGGAGCUAGUCAUGAUUCGGUUGAACAUCCAGUUGCUCCGCCUGUCUCUGCGAGAGUUGCUCGUGGACCACGAUCGCGCUUCUACUUCAGAUCAAGCCGGUCGUUCAGCUUGCAGCGUGGCUUCCUGAAAUACCAAGCUCCUAUGCCGAUAAUAUCUACUAGAACCAUGAACCCACACGCUGCGGAAUUCAUACCAAGGAAAGCGUGGGUGCCAAGGCACCGGAAUGGAGACUCGAGCACAGCUGAAUCCGAUUCAUUUCCCGAGGCAGAUGAAACGGGAGACGAGAAAUCCAGUAACGAAGGCAGAGAUGGAGUUUCGGGAAAGGCCACCAGCUCGGAGUCCGAGAAGGCCGAACUCGCGAGGCAAAUACUGCUUAGCUUCGUCGUGAAAUCUGCGCAGAACAGUGAGAAGAUGCUGCAGGAUGCUGGAAAUUCAUCGAAGACUGACAGGAACGUGGCGGCGCGGGUAGAAGCCCUGGAUAGGGGAGCAAGGGUGGGAGGUCAUGUUGCGGCGGGGGAUCGUAGUCGUCCCCGGGAACAGGUUACAACGAGCGUUGCAGAAAAGAAGAAGAAAGGCGAUAGUGAAGGAUUUACAGUUGUGACAAAGAGGCGAAGAAGAAACAGGCAGCGGUUCGCAGGUGGGGCGAGUGGGUUAUACGACAACCAACAGCAGUCCAUAUGUGCAUGA